Molecule: messenger RNA, 617 nt
Organism: Gryllus bimaculatus (two-spotted cricket)
Lineage: Eukaryota; Metazoa; Arthropoda; Insecta; Orthoptera; Gryllidae
Source: the annotation of a GenBank genome assembly
CCGGCGCGUCGGCCUCGCUUGGCGCGCGCCCCGGUGCACUUCGCCCUUCGCCCAGGAGCAGCCGCCGCCCACGUGGCCGCCGCCGCCGCCGCAGGGGCCGGCUGCGCUCCGCGCCACUCUGCGCAGCCCGAGGACUCGCGCCAGCCGCCGCCGCCGCCGCCCCGCGCCGCCAUGCUCCGCCGCGUGGCGCACGCCGCAGCGCUCUGCGGCCGCGCGCUGCUGCUCGCCGUCGAGAUGAUAUGGGACGGAGAUUUAUUAAAGCUCUUUCCUGGACAGUUUUACGUGUACAGGCGCUCAAAAUACGAUGAACCACAAUCCCAUGUCGCAUUGACAAUCAGGAACCGACGGGAUUCGAACCAACAAAAACCAAGAUUCCGACGUGAUGAUUCCACUGAAGGACUAUCAUCUCCCUUCUUCAACAUCAAAUGCAGUUCAUCCCUCGGUUCCAUGUUCCUCAUUUCAGGCACAUGACUCAUGUGAAGAAAAAGAAAGCUUUCAGAGCCACAUAAGAUACCUUUUUAGUUCCUUUCUUUUUGAGCUCAUGUUUUUUUACAUUAGGGUAUUACGAUAUGUAUGUCAGUGUGUCUGGAGAUAAAAGAAAAUAAACGCUGUAAAAA